UUCAUCUUAUCGCAUUAUUUGUUGACUAUAUCGUGGUCUUUAAGAUAUGUUGUGUACUCGUUGAGAUGCUCAUAAGCAAAGCUGUUUAACACGCUUUUUUGUUGCAAGCAAUUUAAAGUACUGAUGUAGAUCUGCAUUAAUUUAACAAAUUGAUAUAGUGCGGAACAUUAAAGACAUAUUUCCGAUACACUUACGAAUUUUGAGCUACUGUUAAAUAUACUUUGCUCGGAUAUGCUGUCUUGAAUUUAUUGCCGAUUUACUUUGAUUGAUUGAACCAAAACCGUAUAAAUCAGAGAACUCCUACUAGACUUAAAUCCCCCUCAAUGAGGUCCAAAGACUACAACUCGCUAUAAUACGGUAACCUGUUUUUUUUUUCUUAACAUGCAUCCCAAAGAUGAAAAGGGGAUCCCUCGGCUUGAAGGGUUUACUUUAUUGCUGCAGGAAUAUAAUUAUCCGCAAGCAACAUUUUGCCAUUAGCCGAUUAGUCACUGACAUGAAAUCUGACAGAGAAGCCGUUGCAUGCUUUUUAGUGUUUGUGGGAAACAAUUUCGGAAACAUUUAAUCGCGUUUACGAUAAGUUUUUCGCAUUUGCGAUUAAGCGAACACGCUACAUCGGAAUGCUCAUCUCUGGCGGUGACCAAGUGCUCUCAUCCAAGGUCGAGGUGUCUACAAAUUGAUACACAAGGCAGCUUACAUUUGAUGCAUUUGUUUAGAUUAGAUAAUUGUUGAAAUAGUAUUACUUCUGCUAUGUUUUGCCGGCCACACGCUCAUUUUUUGUUUCAAUUAUUUGCUUCCUCCGUUGAUGAGCCGUUUUUGCGUUUUAUUAACCCGUGGGACAAAAACACGGGCCGAGAAUAGCAGUAAUUUUACGACUUUAACAAAGGUGAUACUAAAGGUGAUUGUGUUAAAAUGAGAGAGCACCCUCCGCUCGGGAUCCUGUCUUCAAAAAAUGUCAACUUUUCUUAUAAAACGCGAUCAACCUAAUGUUACCGCUGUCUGGUCUGGUGUCGCUUCUUGGCCUGUAGGCGGACGUUGUUUUGAAUUUAAAGACUAUGGAUACAAUCAACCAUUAAUAAAGUUGUAUCCUAAGUGUGAAAAUGAUGCAGCUUUCGAAUAUUUGGUGUAUGAUGAUAAUAAGAAUGUUAACUUCACGAGCAACGUAACAGAUGAAUAUGGUUACUCAGCAGAAUUCGGAGACAUCGUCAUUCUCAAUGGUUCUGAAUAUGUUCAUUCGAAGGGUGUAUUUAGUCCCAUGUUCAACGAUUCAUCGAUUAAAGAGAUUACGAUUACAUUACCCCAAGCUGGAAAUUACUGUUUGUGGAUCCAAUCUCUGAAGAACACGACACACAAGUACAAGGACUAUAAGGUGAAGUUUUCGAUGUUUGGUGCAUAUGCCGACGUCGCAAUGAAAAUUUCUGCUGCUUUCCGCGUCACGCCGCUUCUGCUGCCUGUUCUUUUAUCUGUUCUCUUAACGCUUUGGUUCAUAAACUAAAUUAAUAAUUCAUCGUUGUGUAGGAGUACAAAUUGGCAGUAGCAUAUUUGUGAGACAUUGUUGAUAGUAAUGAUCAGUGACUUGUCAAAUGCCAAAAGCGCAGGUGUCUUAGAGUUAUCAUUGUCGGCGGCCAAUAUAAGAAGUCAAGAUUUACCAGAGUUUUGAGUGUUACAAAUAGUUGACGUGCUAACCUAUAUUCCGG
Messenger RNA from Schizosaccharomyces japonicus yFS275, 1694 nucleotides. RefSeq lists its product as hypothetical. Lineage: Eukaryota; Fungi; Ascomycota; Schizosaccharomycetes; Schizosaccharomycetales; Schizosaccharomycetaceae. The record is from RefSeq and is a predicted model, not a curated record. Bases 950 to 1492 code for a protein of 180 amino acids. The transcript has a single exon.